Messenger RNA from Numida meleagris (helmeted guineafowl), 6907 nucleotides. It is a transcript of the gene SAMD8, whose product is annotated as sterile alpha motif domain containing 8. Gene Ontology annotation, biological process: ceramide biosynthetic process. Gene Ontology annotation, cellular component: Golgi membrane; endoplasmic reticulum membrane. NCBI's taxonomy places the organism in Eukaryota, Metazoa, Chordata, Aves, Galliformes, Numididae. The coding region runs from base 641 to 1888 and encodes 415 amino acids. The record is from RefSeq and is a predicted model, not a curated record. The transcript has 9 exons. Gene Ontology annotation, molecular function: protein binding; ceramide cholinephosphotransferase activity; sphingomyelin synthase activity.
CGUUAAGCUGAAGCAGUAGAAGAAAAGCAAGAAAAAAGAUAACAGAGGUUCUACAUCAGGAGAUUCAGAAGACUGUGGGCUGAUUUUCAAGGAGGAUGGAUGACUCUCAGUCACUGCAGGUAUCAAAAAAGCUGAAGCUGUGGAGGAAACACUUGAGAUUGGAUAGAGAUUCUGAAGGCAAUCCAGGCAGAUUAACCUCCUUGCUUCAUGGGGAGCAGGCAAGGAGGCAAACACUUUGAAACCCUUCUGAAGUUAACCAUCAGUCACCAAACAUCCAGAGCACCAGGGUGCACCCUGACAGGUCUUGCUGGGCUCCACACCUCACCUGUGCUUCUUGCAGAGGUAGUGCUUCACACUAUGGCUCUUUGUCCUCCUGAUGGAAAAAUCCAGAUGGAAAGAAGUGUGGUUCACAGGGAAAUGAUCUUGGGAAAUUGACCCAUCAGCCACAUGGCUGACACAGAACUUUCAACUGAUGUGGUGAUGAGGAAAAACAACUGACGAUAUGGAUGCCCAUUAGCUGGACUGCAACACCCUUGUCUCAUGAGAUGAUGCCAAGGCAGACCCCAGGGCCUUCCACUCUUGGGAUUCUGGUCCUACCUGGCUUUUUAAGGUCAGUUUUAUUGGCGGAUAGAGAAGGACGAUGGCAGGAAAUAACCAACUUUGCAUUCGACGUUGGACUACCAAGAAUGUGGCCAAGUGGCUGAAGGAAGAAGGCUUCUGUGAAUACGUGGAUAUUUUGUGCAAUAGACACAGACUAGAUGGAAUUACGUUGCUGACACUCACAGAGUAUGAUUUACGAUCUCCUCCACUGGAAAUCAAAAUCUUGGGGGAUAUCAAAAGGCUGAUGCUGUCCAUACGCAAGCUACAGAAGCAACAUAUUGAUGUCCUAGAAGAGCUGGGUUACAACAGCGAUAGUCACGUUGGCGCUGUGUGCGCUACUGUUGGCUCACUGCAGGGUGCAGAUUGGUUUUGCAAUGGUGAAGUACCUCGGGACUAUGAUGGACCAAUUACUGACUUGAAUGGCGAUCAGUAUCAAUAUGCAAAUGGAAAAAACAAACAUUCUACAAGAAGACUGGACCCAGAGUACUGGAAGACAGUUUUAAGUUGUGUUUAUGUCUUCAUAGUGUUUGGCUUUACAUCAUUUGUUAUGGUUAUAGUACAUGAGCGAGUACCUGACAUGCAAACAUAUCCACCUCUACCAGACAUAUUUCUAGAUAGUGUCCCUAGGAUACCAUGGGCAUUUGCUAUGACUGAAGUUUGUGGUGUAAUUCUUUGCUACAUUUGGCUGUUGGUUCUUCUGCUUCACAAACACAGAUCUAUACUGCUGCGGAGGUUGUGCAGCCUUAUGGGGACAGUAUUCUUACUGCGUUGCGUUACAAUGUUUGUUACCUCACUCUCUGUGCCAGGCCAGCACUUGCAGUGUACUGGAAAGUUGUAUGGCAAUGUUUGGGCAAAACUCCAGCGGGCAUUUGCAAUAUGGAGUGGCUUUGGAAUGACUCUUACUGGAGUGCAUACAUGUGGAGAUUAUAUGUUCAGUGGCCACACUGUUGUCCUGACUAUGCUCAACUUCUUUGUCACAGAAUAUACGCCAAGGAGCUGGAACUUCUUGCACACCUUGUCUUGGGUCCUCAACCUCUUUGGAAUCUUCUUCAUUUUGGCUGCGCAUGAACAUUAUUCUAUAGAUGUCUUCAUUGCCUUUUACAUCACUACAAGACUCUUUUUGUAUUACCACACAUUGGCUAAUACUAGAGCAUAUCAACAGAGUAGAAGAGCAAGGAUCUGGUUUCCAAUGUUUUCUUUUUUUGAAUGCAACGUUAAUGGUACUGUUCCCAAUGAGUAUUGCUGGCCAUUUUCAAAACCUACUAUAAUGAAAAGACUCAUUGGCUGAAGAGCGUGUGCGUCAAUUCAGAUUUUUAUUAAGUGUUAUGACUAAGAACCUACAAGGCUAGCUGGAGGGGUAAAGUAAUGUGUUUUCAUUCCGUGGCCACCCCCUCCUUGUCUUGUUUCUUAGAUUCUUAGCCAUAUAAUGGGGUUGCCACACUUCACAGGGAUGUGUUUUGUUAUUGCUUGAAGAGAAAACAAUGCAGGGUCUGGUAGAGAGGCAGUCAGUGAAUCGUCAAUAUGAACCAGAAUACUGCUACCCUUAGUAAGGUUCUGUGUGAAUGUUUAAGUAACUUUAACAUCAAAUGUGUGCUUGUGCUGAAUAUAAUAUACCCUUUACAGGCUCGAUUAAUCUCCGUUACCUGACAUGCCAUCCUUUCUGUAUACUGACUAAAAAUUUAGAACUUUAUGAUGACUUUCUUUUAAAACAGUCAUAAAUCUAAUUCUUAAAACAAACUGUGUAUGCUUAAAGAUUGAGGACUACUGUGUCAUAAUGAGGAAAGCAAUAUAGUUCAUGCUAAAAGGGUCUCCUAACUGUUGUUAUUUAGUAACAAGUCUUAAGGUGUAACUGACAAUAUAAAUGGUCUGCAUACAGGUUGCCAAAAAUGGAAGUCUGCCUUGUGGCUAUGCAGUGAUGAUGUCUGGUUUUUUUUUUUUUGUUUGUUUGUUUUUUUUUUUUUAAUGAGAGCUUACUUAGUGUAGUCUAUUGGUUGUCUGUAUGGUUGUUUGAGCACUGGGAAGUCUUCCCUUUUGUUUUAAAUAAAUGAGUUAAAGUAAAUGCUACAGCCACUGAAAGCAAAGUUAAUUUAGCUUUAGUGCGUUUAAAGCCACAGCAUAAUUUUUCUGUGUGGUUUUAAUUGCUUUUUAUACCCAGACCUGUGCAUGCUUUUUAGGAGCAGCUCUUUGACAUUGGAAGAACAAACAGUUCCACAUAUCUUACUGUCCAGUAAAUGGAUGGGGAAAAUGCAUGUAGUAACUGUUUCAAGAAGAGUAAUAAUAGUGAGUUUUGGAAGUAGUGCUCGUAUUGAUGUGCAUUAUAGCACUCUGUUGUCAACAAUAUGGUGAGUAUCUCUGGAUAUACAAACACCGUAUAUUUUGUAGAUAUAUAUAUAGACAUACACUGUAUAUGUUCUUCUGACAAAUACGAAAGAGACUAGUUCUUAAUUAAGUUGCUCAUUUGCUACUCUGAAAGAUAGAAGUACCAUAAGCAGUUGAGUUUGCGUUGUUAAAAAAAAAUAGCACACUCCAUAACGUGUAAACAAGGAUUACAUGGUGAUCUCUUAUGCAGUGAUUUGUGAGAGGACAACACUAACAUUGGCUGUAGAGGCUUGAAACACAGUUACUCUCAAUGAAAACUGAUAGGUAAAAGGUGCAAGCCAUAAAAAUGAAGUAGCCAUUUUAAUCUGUCAUAAUUUCAGAAUAGGUGGUAUAUCAUGGCCUAAGUCAGUCUUGGGAAGUAGCAUGAAUUAGUUCUGGCUUAGUUCAAGCUGACUUGACAAUGUCUACAUAGAAAAGAAUCCUUUUGGAAUUUUGUACUUCCCUGCAGUGUCUUCCCUUCGUAAACCUGGAUUAUACCAUCUUGACUAUCACACAGUCUUUGUGAUAUAUGACUUUUGUAAGUUAAUUUAGCUCCUAUUCCACAGAGAAAUUGUGCAUCUUAAGGUAUCUCUGCCACCUGUAUUGAGUACACAUACAUCAUACUGUUCUGCAGGCUUUAUAUUUGUAACAUUCCAAUUUUUAGUAAAAUGUCAAGAAUACUGUAUUGGUCCGUCUGCCAUAGCCUAGUGGCUUUUGCCAUCCAAAGUGGUGAAAUACGCUUACACUUAAGGGGAAAAAAAUACUCUGAAAGACUUAGACUAUUCACUUGCUGUCCUUGCCUUUCUGAUUUCAGAAAAGCAAUCUGAACAUUCCUCUUGAGACUUCAUAGUCAAAGAGCUCUGUUUGUUAACUUAAAUUUGUCUUUGCAAUGCAUGUGCAGUUAUGAAUGCUGUUUUUUAAACUCUAGGAAAGCAUUUGUUCUCAGAAUGUGCAGGGUUGUAUUCUGAAUUCUGACAUGUGGAGGUGUAUGCUAUUAGACUUGCAGAGCUCUUGAUUCUGAAAAGAAACGUGUCAGUGCUAGCUGGCACAGCUGUGUAUAGACUGAAAAAAAUAUUUUGCAAUUUAGGCAUACAGGAGAAUUUUCCAAGUGCAGCCCCAUGUAACAAUGUUUACAUAAAGUAAAGAUAUCAUUUCAACACUUUUAAAAAUAGGAUACUUUGAAACGUAAGGCUUCUCUUUUUGUUCUAAUUUAAUUUUUCAGAUUCUUUUAAGUAAAUCCAUGUUUUAAAUCAGCAUUGCCUAUCAGUGUUUUUUAAAGGAAGCUUGUUCUUCUGUUCAAGCUGUUUUGCUUGCUGCUAAAUAUCUGAGUCUGAGAUAAGCAAUAAACAGAGGUUGGUGAGAACUGAAGUGCGUUAAAACAUUGUCAGGGUAACUGUGCUCUUCUGUCUUGGAAGUUAAUUUUGUCUAUCUGUAAACACACAAGAGGAAAGCUUGAAAUUGAUAAAAGACAAAUUCUGAUUUCAUGUACUAAAAGAUCACAGUCAAUCUAAAGAAUUGGUAAUAUAAGGUUUAUUGUUAAUUAAGUGGAAACAAGUUGCAAAUGACUGACGGGCUUAAAAUUCUGUACCUCUUUUUUGCAGAGUCAGUACUUUAAAAGCGUUAUGCUGCUUCUCUGCUGCUGACAAGCCUUUUUGAGGAAAUGUAGCAGAGCAUCAUUGGGACUUGGAUUUAAUGCUAAAUAUGUUGAGGGCUAUCUGUCCUCCUUUGUGUUGGUGCAGCAGUCUCUUUGCACUCUUCCGGCUUGCUGCAUCCCUUAUGUGCCAAGUCAUCUUCUGUUGUCUGCAGGAGCAUCCCCUUACUUCUUUUUUCUAGCAACUUUGGAAAUCUAGUAAUACUCAGAACUUGGAAAUAGUCUUAAGCUCUUCCUUGUUAUCACUUUGGUGUUAUAUGUGGAGGGAACGUCUGAAAAUAAGUAUCUGAGUGCACAGACCUGAAGGUGAUAGGCACAGCCACUCACUCAUCUUUCUUUCUAUGUUCCUUACAACAUAGCUGCUUAGAACGGCCUUCCUAGACUUCAGCUGUUCUUGAAUAAUGAUAUUAAAAACUUCCGUAUAUGUUAAUUAUUUUUAUGUCCUUUGGCAAACAAGAUAACACUAAUACAGAGCUUUGGAAAUGUAGGUAGGGCUGAAGUUUUUAAUUGCUCACAACUAGCAAGAAUUGGAUCUUAUAAGUAUACUGCUCAUGGUGAAGCGAAUGGAUUAACUGUUUAAGCAAAUCAUUAAAUAUUCUGAUUUUAGUGAGGGUUGUCAGUUUAAGCAUUUCCUUAGAUUAGGCCAAGUGCAUCCUGUGUAUGAUGUACUGAUAAAGUAAUGGGAGUAAGUAAUGUCACUUUCUUUUCAGUAUUUCCUUUUUUUUUUCUGCCAUAGAAGAAAACAUUCUGGUAGAAUUUCCAAGAAAUACGUAUCUAACUGUCUUAAGAGAGAACAUUUUUUUUUUUUUAAUAAAACAAAAAGAACAGAAAAACUUGUUAAAUGUUACGCAGAAAUGUUACUUGAAAUCCUCCAACAUGCACUAAAGUGCAGGUUCCUGUAAUCUCAUUUUCUGUACGAGGACACUUCAUGUAGUGUCUCAUGUAGUACCAAAGGAAAUAUUUAAAGAAAAGGUGGAAGGGUGGAACUCGGGCAUCAAAAGAAGUCUUUUGCAACAGUUAGUAUCUCCUUGGUGCUGCUUUUUGUUGAUUUUUUUUUUUUUUUUUUAAAGCAGCACUUGCGCACUUAGGUGCUCCCCUUGUCCAUUACCAUUUAGCUAGGUUUUUUGGUGUACUAAAGUCCCCUGAGGUUUUCAAGCAUCAAAACUGCUGUGGAGCUGAAAUGUAAUCAUUGAACAUGCAGUUGAAGAAAUAGCAGAUGUCUUGGGAAAAAAAAAAGUAGGUUUUUGGAUGUGAAGCAAAGGAGAAGUAGUCUAUAAUAAGUGACAAAUAGUAUUUCAUCUGUCCGGUCCAUGUAGUUUAUACUAUAUAUACUAUACUUGGGGAUUUUGCUGGAAUUUGCAGGUAGUAUUACUUCUGUGUUUUUUUGAUUUUAUAAAGAAAUCCCAGAUUAUUAAAAUAGUAAAAACUUGACCUGUAGCUAUAGAAAACAACAGAAUCUUUAAGUAGGAAGUCAAUUCAGCAGAAUUCCUAGCAGUGAGCCAGCUUGUCCUCUGAAUUAUUUUGUGCGUAUAGAGUAUGAAACAAGGAUGAAUUGCUAGACCACUGAUGAUUAAUAGAUUUCACUCUUUCUGAUGCAUCUUUAACAUUGCCACUUUUAAUUGCAGCUGUUUUUCUUGGGGGGGUUUGGGGGAGAGGGAAGGCCAUUGGAAUGAUUGUGCAGAUAUCUUGCUUGUUGUACUGAGAAGAGCAUCCAAAAAACCCUCACAGCCCUUCAAGCAGUAUACUGUUGUUGUGAACUCUGAACUUUGCUUAUAGCAGUUUCCUGGAUACUUACUGUUUGUAUCUUGAGAAAGGUGCAGUGAGCAUUAUGUACAUAAUUCAGUGACGUGCACGUUUUUAAAGCCAGUUUGUAAUAGGUGUAUAAGAACUUCAGAUGAUGAAUGUGGAGGACAAUAACCUGAUGUGUUAGCCCAGUGAUUAUGUAGUUAAAGACUAUAUGUAACUUGGUAUUGCUGUCUCUUUGAAUUUGAUUUUGUCAACUAUGAAAAAUUUGUCAACUGUGAGUAACCACAAACUGCAUCGUACAUGCUCCAUAACAUAAUAGGGAUGUAGAAAAACAAGUUUUCACACUGAGCUGUUACUUCAGUUUGUCUAUGACAGAGAAAAUAGUAUUAUGUAGUGGCUUGAAGGUAUGCCAGUGAAGUAUGAAGCAAGUACUGUAAAUAAGUAAAUAUUGUUUGAUUAUAAACUCAGAUUGAAUUAAUAUAUUGUUUUAUAUCUUUGUUGUAUUAAAACAUAUUUAAAACUACUAAAAUAAAAUAUUUGAAAGAUGGCAAA